AUGGCCCCUUCCUCUACCUUCACUACCUCGCUCUCUGGCAAAGUCGCGCUCGUUACGGGAUCGUCCCGUGGUAUCGGUGCAGCUAUCGCCAAGCGUCUUGCAGACGAAGGUGCUAGCGUCGUCAUUAACUAUGUCAACAGCGCAAAGCCCGCUCAGGAGCUCGUAUCUGAAAUCAAGUCCAAGGGCAAAGGCAACGCCGCUGCAAUUAAAGCUGAUGCAUCAACCAUCGCCGGUGGAAAGCAUCUACUGGACGAGACCAUCAAGGCAUUUGGAAAGCUUGAUAUCCUCGUCCUGAAUGCCGGAAUCAUGGGCAGCAAGCCUCUCGCUGACAUCGACGAGACGUUCUUCGAUAACCAUAUCAACGCCAACGUCAAAGGGCCCUUGUUUUUGGCAAAGGCAGCCUCCCAAGUCCUCCCUUCUCCCGGUGGACGCAUCAUCUUCUUUUCCUCCUCCUUGACCGCCGCCUCUGCCGUUCUUCCUAACGCCCUGUGCUACGUUAUCUCAAAGGGCGCCGUGGAACAGGCAUCGCGUGUCCUCGCAAAAGAUCUCGGUGCUCGGGGCAUGACUGUCAACACUAUCUCACCAGGACCUGUCGACACCGACCUGUUCCGUGCUGGCAAGCCCCAGAAGGUGAUCGACAUGAUCGCCUCCCAAAACCCUAGCAACAAGCUGGGUCAGCCGGAAGAGAAUUGCUCCUGUUGUUUCUGGGUAAAUGGCCAAAACAUUCGUGUCAACGGGACCAUAUGGCUGAAUCAUACCAAAGACGAUCGUCGUCUGUAUAAGGCAGACAAGGCAGUGAACACUGAAAACUAUCAAGUACAGUACGUGAUUUUUGAUGGUUUGUAG
This is a messenger RNA of Desarmillaria tabescens, 846 nucleotides long. RefSeq lists its product as uncharacterized. The record is from RefSeq and is a predicted model, not a curated record. NCBI's taxonomy places the organism in Eukaryota, Fungi, Basidiomycota, Agaricomycetes, Agaricales, Physalacriaceae. The transcript is spliced from 7 exons. The coding region runs from base 1 to 846 and encodes 281 amino acids.